Molecule: messenger RNA, 2514 nt
Organism: Stegastes partitus (bicolor damselfish)
Lineage: Eukaryota; Metazoa; Chordata; Actinopteri; Pomacentridae
Gene: ttbk1a
Product: tau tubulin kinase 1a
Exons: 17
Coding region: 142-2514 (790 amino acids)
Biological process (GO): protein phosphorylation
Molecular function (GO): ATP binding; protein kinase activity
Source: RefSeq, a predicted model, not a curated record
UGCCGAAAUAAAAUCCCAGAUGAAGAUUCCCAAAAGGCGGAAAAGGAGCGGACGGUGCGCCAGGCUAACACAGGAACAGGAAGGGUUUUGUCCCGCUCAGGAUUUGUUGUAAGCCGUCAGGUUUUCCGGGAGCUCAGAACUAUGAUAAAUGGCUCUUUUAAGCUGGGAGCUGCUCGUGUUCUGUCUAGCUGGCAGAUGCAGUGCCUAGUCCCCGGCCUCCAGGACAACGCCAACAUGAACGGGACGUCCGAGCAGGCCGACAUCCUACCGUCAAACUGCAUGGUCAAGGACCGAUGGAAAGUGCUGAAGAAGAUUGGCGGUGGUGGGUUCGGGGAGAUCUACGAGGCCUUGGACCUGCUGACGCGGGAGAACGUGGCGCUGAAGGUGGAGUCGGCCCAACAGCCCAAACAGGUGCUGAAGAUGGAGGUGGCGGUGCUGAAGAAGCUGCAGGGUAAAAACCAUGUCUGUAAGUUUAUUGGCUGUGGGAGGAAUGACAAAUUCAACUACGUGGUCAUGCAGCUUCAGGGUCGUAACCUGGCCGACCUGCGGAGGAGUCAGCCCAGAGGGACCUUCACCAUGAGCACCACCCUGCGACUUGGGAAGCAGAUCCUGGAGUCCAUCGAAGCCAUCCACUCAGUGGGCUUCCUGCACCGCGACAUUAAACCGUCCAACUUUGCGAUGGGCCGGCUGCCCUCCACCUACAGGAAGUGCUACAUGCUGGACUUUGGUCUGGCGCGGCAGUACACCAACACCACCGGGGAGGUCCGGCCGUCUUGUUUUUGUUUUUCUUACAGUUCCUUUGGAGUUAUGAUUUUGACGUGCAUGCCUCCCGUUUCUCCAUCAUCUCCAUGGUUACCCUGGGAUCCGAGGACCGUGGCAGGCUUCAGAGGGACGGUCCGCUACGCUUCUGUCAACGCUCAUAAGAACAAGGAGAUGGGUCGCCAUGACGACCUCUGGUCAUUGUUUUACAUGCUGGUGGAGUUCGCUGUGGGACAGCUGCCGUGGCGGAAGAUCAAAGAUAAGGAACAAGUUGGUCAGAUUAAAGAGCGAUACGACCAUCGGAUGCUGCUCAAACACAUGCCUUCAGAUUUUAAUAUCUUCCUGGACCAUGUCCUGGCCCUGGACUACUACACCAAACCAGAUUACCAGCUGCUGAUGUCGGUGUUUGAGAACAGCAUGAAGGAGCGCAUUAUCACUGAGAACGAGCCCUUCGAUUGGGAGAAAGGAGGAAGUGAUGUCACGCUGUCGACCAGUGCCUCCACCCAACCACAGCACAACACCCGACCCACGGCCGCCAUGGUGGGGGCCAUUGUGACGCCGGUUCCUGGAGACCUUCAGAGGGAGAACACCGACGACGUUCUGCAGGAUGAACAUCUCAGCGAUCAGGAGAACGCCCCCCCAGCCCCGCCGAGCCGACCCCCCGGGGAGACCGGCGUCCAGCACACUGGAGAGACGGGAGAGGCCUGGGAGGACACCGACUUCAACCGCAACAGACUCAGGAUCAGCCUGAACAAGGGGGCUCAGGAAGAAGAGGCUGGCCGGGGGGCGUGUCCGGUCUCGCCAGUUCGAGGUGGAGCCCCGGAGUCUCCGACAGGUCAGGGUCGGUCUUUACGGUACCGCCGGGUCAACAGCCCUGAGUCUGACCGCCUGUCUGUUGCUGAGGGCCGAGCUGAUGCCUACGGACAGAGGUCCAGGAUGGAUAUCCUCGGCUCUCCAUCGCGCCACGUCUACUCCUCCCAGCCGGCGCAAAUGCUGUCUGUUGACCCUGGUUGCCGUGGAGAUCGUCAGGUCAGCGGCCGCCAGGAAGUGUCGCUGGCGUCUGUCGACCAGGAAGCGCAUAGCAACGCCUUCAUCCGCUCCGUCCCGCUGGCCGAGGAGGAGGACUUUGACAGCAAAGAGUGGGUGAUCAUCGACAAAGAGGCGGAGCUGCGAGACUUCCUUCCAACCACGUCAGGAACCACCGACGAGGAGCCCGAGGAGCUCCGUCCUCUGGAGGAGCAGGAGGAGAGGAGGAGGCUGCGGGCUGGAGGUGGGGAGCUGGUGGUUCGUCCAAAGACUCACACCCGAGACACAAGCCGGGGGAUGCUAACGCUAACAGAGGAGGAGGCGUCCAGGAGGAGCGGUGGGAGUCCCGCCCAGUCACCGUGUCACUCGCUGCCGUCCGGACGCCCUCGCCGGAGAGAGUCGGAGCCCACUGGACCUCAAAGACCGUUGGAGGAUGACAGGCAUCAAUCACGACCCAAUCAGCUGAGGAGGCUGGCCUCCUACGUCUUCUCCUCCUCCACCCUGGAGACGGAGCAGUAUCCUCACCAAGGAAGCAGCUUCAUCCAGAGAAGCCGCUCAGCCGAAAGCAGCCCCGCCCACGCCAUCGCCGCCUCUGCCUCCGCCCGGCGACGGCACGCCGGUACCCUGCCGACACCCGGCAGCCCGCGGAGCAGACACUCAGUCCUGAAUGCGUCGAAAACGCAGCUGCAGCAGAUGAUAGCCAAGCUAAUAAACAAGAACAGCAGCUGA